GGGGGAAUUUCGAGAGCUCCUUCGACGCAGACAAAGGUGUGGGGACCAUUGUGAUCGCAAAGCCCCUGGAUGCCGAGCAGAGGUCGAUGUACAACAUGACUGUGGAAGUCACCGACGGAACAAACGUGGCCAGCACUCAGGUUCUGAUCAAAGUGCUAGACAACAACGACAACGGUCCCGAAUUCUCCCACCCAAGUUAUGAGGUCACUAUUUCAGAGGACAUCCUCCCAGAUACUGAGAUUCUUCAAGUUGAAGCCAUAGACAGAGAUGAAAAACAUAAACUCAGCUACAUUGUCCACAGCAGCAUUGACUCCAUCAGCAUGAGGAAGUUCAGAAUGGAUCCCAACACAGGUGUGCUGUACAUCGCUGAGCGCUUAGACCACGAAGCUCAAGAUAAGCACAUUCUAAAUGUAAUGGUUCGUGACCAAGAGUUCCCUUAUCGCCGGAAUUUGGCCAGGGUAAUUGUCAAUGUGGAAGAUUCUAAUGAUCACAGUCCCUACUUCACCAGUCCAUUGUAUGAAGCCUCUGUGUUUGAAUCAGCUGCCGUUGGAUCUGCUGUUUUGCAGGUCACUGCCUUGGACAAAGACAAAGGAGAAAAUGCUGAGCUGAUCUACACAAUAGAAGCAGGAAACACUGGGAACACAUUCAAGAUUGAACCAGUUCUAGGCAUCAUUACAGUGCAGAAGGAACCGGACCUAACCACCAUGAGCCAGUUUGUUCUGUCAGUCAAAGUAACCGACCAAGGUUCUCCGCCACUGUCAUCCACUGCCAUUGUCCGCAUAUCUGUGACAAUGUCGGAUAACUCUCACCCAAAAUUCAUGCACAAAGAAUGGCAGGCUGAUGUGAACGAAAAUGUGGAUUUUGGAACCUCAGUUGUCAUGGUGUCGGCAAUCAGCCAGUCUACAUUAGUGUAUGAAGUUAAGGAUGGCAACACCGAUGGAGCCUUUGCUAUCAACCCCUACUCAGGAGUCAUUACUAGCCAAAAGCCUCUUGACUAUGAACGCAUGUCCUCUUACCAGCUCACUGUGCAGGCCACAAACAUGGCAGGGAUGGCAUCAAAUGCCACUGUGAACAUCCAGAUUGUAGAUGAAAAUGACAACCCACCAAUAUUUCUCUUCUCAAAAUACUUGGGCAGGAUCAGCGAGGCCGCUCCUUUGAACAGUAUAGUCCGGAGCUUGGAGAACAACCCCUUGGUGAUUCGAGCCACAGAUGCUGACAGUAAUCAAAACGCUUUACUUGUCUACCAGAUUGUAGAAUCCACGGCUAAAAAUUAUUUCACAGUAGACUCCAGUACAGGUGCAAUUAGGACCAUUGCUGAUUUAGAUCAUGAAACUAUUGCACAUUUCCAUUUUCACGUCCAUGUUCGCGAUAGCGGCAAUCCACAGCUUACAGCAGAAAGUCCAGUUGAAGUCACUAUUGAUGUGACCGAUGUCAAUGAUAAUCCUCCGGUUUUUAGUCAGACCAUGUUUGAGACUGUUUUGCUUCUGCCGACGUACGUUGGAGUAGAAGUUCUUAAAGUCAAAGCUGCAGAUCCGGAUUCAGAAGUCCCCACCGAAAUGACCUACAGCCUUAUUGAAGGAAACACAGAGUAUUUUCUCAUCGAUCCCAUUUCAGGGGUUCUGACUAUAAAAAACAAUAGCCUUUCCAAAGACCAUUACAUGCUCAUAGCAAAAGUCUCAGACGGGAAAUUUUACAGCACUGCCAUAGUGACCAUCAUGGUCAAAGAAGCCAUGGACAGUGGUCUUCACUUCACUCAAAGCCUUUAUUCCACAUCAAUCUCAGAAAAUAGCACCAAUAUCACAAAGGUAGCGGUGGUCAGUGCUGUUGGAAACCGCCUUAAUGAGCCCUUGAAAUACACCAUAUUGAACCCAGGGAACAAAUUUAAGAUCAAGCCUACUUUGGGUGUCAUUCAAACCACUGGAAUUCCAUUUGACAGAGAAGAACAGGAAUUGUAUGAGCUAAUUGUUGAAGCUAGCCGUGAACAAGAUCAUCUUCGUGUCGCCCGGGUAGUUGUCAGAGUUCACAUUGAAGACAUCAAUGACAAUGCUCCAGUGUUUGUCGGACUUCCAUACUACGCCGCUGUACAAGUCGAGGCUGAUCCUGGCACCCUGAUUUACCGAGUGACAGCCAUUGAUAAAGAUAAGGGUGCCAAUGGUGACGUUGCUUACCUGCUAAAGGAGGAUUAUGGGCACUUUGAAAUUGACAGGCACACAGGCAGUGUCACGUUAAAAGCAGCUUUUAAUUCUGACUUAUCUAACAUAGAGUAUUUAAUUAUUGUCAUUGCUAAAGAUGGAGGCAAUCCAUCACUGUCGGCAUCUGUAGAAUUGCCUAUAACAAUAGUUAAUAAAGCGAUGCCUGUUUUCGACAAGCCUUUCUAUACAGCCUCUGUAAACGAAGACGUAGAAAUGCACACCCCGGUUCUGAGCAUCAAUGCUACCAGUCCCGAAGGUCAGGGUAUCAUUUACAUAAUUGUAGAUGGAGAUCCCUAUAAUCAGUUCAACAUUGAUUUUGACACAGGAGUCCUCAGUGUCAUCAGUCCAUUAGAUUAUGAAGUAAACUCCAUUUUCAAGCUGACGGUAAGAGCCAGCGAUGCCCUCACCGGUGCCCGAGCAGAAGUCACAGUGGACUUAAUAAUUAAUGAUGUCAACGACAACGCUCCAGUUUUCGAACGUUUUUCAUAUAACGCCACUUUGUCUGAAGCCUCUUUGAUUGGCACUCCUGUCUUGCAGGUUGUUGCAAUGGAUGCAGAUUCUGAGAAUAACAAAAUCAUUCAGUACCAGAUAGUCCAGGACACCUUCAACAGCACAGAUUACUUCCACAUUGAUGGCAGCAGUGGUCUGAUCCUUACCGCCCGCUUGCUGGACCAUGAGUUGAUGCAACAAUGUACUUUAAAAGUCAGAGCAACUGAUAAUGGAUUCCCACCUCUGAGCAGUGAAGUCCUGGUUAGCAUCUCUGUGACGGAUAUGAACGACAACCCUCCUGUUUUUAACCAAUUGAUAUAUGAAUCGUAUGUCAGUGAGUUAGCUCCUCGGGGUCACUUUGUGACUUGUGUCCAAGCCUCUGAUGCAGACAGUUCUGAUUUUGAUCGGCUGGAGUAUAGUAUCUUAUCUGGAAAUGACCGCACAAAUUUUGUAAUGGACAGUAAGAGUGGCAUCAUUACUCUUUCGAACCAUCGGAAGCAGCGGAUGGAGUCAAUGUACAGUCUGAAUGUCUCCGUGUCGGAUGGUUUGUUCACAAGCACAGCCCAGGUACAUAUCCGGAUCCUUGGAGCUAACUUAUACAGUCCUGUGUUCUCUCAGAGUAUUUAUGUGGCAGAAGUUAGAGAAAAUGCUGCCCCAGGAACUAAAAUAAUCCAUGUAAAAGCAACAGAUGGAGAUUCAGGCAUAUACGGACAAAUCAGCUAUUCAAUUAUAAACGAUUUUGCCAAGGAUCGCUUUUUAGUUGACAACAACGGGCAGAUCAUCACGACGGAGAAGCUUGACCGAGAGAUCCCUUCAGAAGGUGACAUCACUAUAUUUUUGAGAGCUCUCGACGGAGGGGGGAGAACCACUUUCUGCACUGUCAGAAUCAUAGUGGUGGAUGAGAAUGACAACGCUCCACAGUUCAUGACAGUGGAAUACCGGGCAAGCGUCAAAGCUGAUGUUGGGAAAGGACAUCUGGUCACCCAGGUACAAGCUGUUGAUCCAGAUGAUGGUGCAAAUGCAAGAGUUGCUUACUCCCUGUACAGCGAGGCCUCCGUUUCUGUUGCCGAUCUCCUGGAAAUUGACCCCGAUAAUGGAUGGAUGGUAACCAAGGGUAACUUCAAUCAGCUGAAAAACACAGUGCUCUCUUUCUUUGUCAAAGCAGUUGAUGGGGGCAUUCCCGUAAAACAUUCCCUUAUUCCUGUCUAUAUUCAUGUUUUACCACCAGAAACCAUCUUGCCUUCAUUUUCUCAACCCCAAUAUUCCUUUACAAUAUCAGAAGAUACACUGAUAGGUAGCACUAUUGAUGUUCUUCAUGUUUUGCCUAGUCAAGGAGCCACCUAUAGCACCGUUAAUGGCGAACUAACAGAAAACAACAAGGAUGGAGUUUUUAUUAUAGAGCAUGACACAGGCCUUAUAAAACUUGAUAAGAGGCUUGACCACGAGACAACUCCUGCCUUUCACUUCAAAGUUGCUGCAACCGUACAGUUAGACAAGGUGGAUGUCGUGUUAACAGUGGACGUGGACAUCAAAGUUUUAGAUAUUAAUGACAACAAACCCGUGUUUGAGGCAGCCAGCUAUGAAGCCAUCAUAAUGGAAGGCAUGCCGAUAGGAACCAAACUUGUCCAGGUUAAAGCGACUGAUGCAGACUGGGGGGCAAAUGGUCAAGUCACGUACUCUCUUUUACCAGAGGCGGAAGCUGACAAAAUCACAGAGAUGUUCACCAUUGACAGCAACAGUGGUUGGAUCAGCACACUGAAAGACUUGGAUCAUGAGAAGAACCCCACUUUCACCUUUACCGUGGUGUCUUCUGAUCUGGGAGAAAGCUUGUCCCUUUCAUCAAGUGUCAUGGUUUCUGUCACAGUGACAGACAUUAAUGACAAUGCUCCUGUAUUUGAGAAUGAGAUUUACAGGGGUUCUGUGAAAGAGAGUGAUUCCCCGGGUGAAGUUGUGGCUGUCCUCAGCACAUGGGAUGAGGAUACAUCUGAUGUCAAUCGCCAAGUCAGCUACCAUAUUACAGGGGGAAAUCCGAAAGGGAAGUUUGACCUUGGCCUGGUACAGAAUGAGUGGAAGGUAUAUAUAAAGAGACCAUUAGAUCGGGAAGAACAGGACCUCUAUCUUCUAAACAUUACCGCCACUGAUGGCCUCUUCGUUACACAGAGUGCUGUAGAAGUGAUUGUCACUGAUGUUAAUGACAAUAGCCCCGUCUGUGAUCAGGUUACAUAUAUGGCAUUAUUUCCUGAGGACAUUCCUCCAAACAAGAUUAUUCUCAAACUGGGCGCGAGAGAUGCAGACAUUGGAUCUAAUGGUGAAAUUCGUUAUUCUCUGUAUGGCUCUGGGAACAACAAGUUUUUCUUAGAUCCAGAAAGUGGAGAGCUCAAAACUUUAUCUCCAUUAGACCGGGAGAAGAUCCCUGUGUACAAUCUAAUAGCCAGGGCAACAGAUGGGGGAGGAAGGUUUUGUCAGUCAGAAAUCCAUCUGAUUCUUGAAGAUGUGAACGACAAUUCACCAGUGUUUUCCUCCGAUCAUUACACCGCAUGUGUCUAUGAGAAUACUGCAACUAAAGCUUUGCUGACAAGAGUACAAGCCAAUGAUCCGGAUAUGGGUGUGAACAGAAAGAUUGUCUAUUCCCUAGCAGACUCUUCAGAAGGCUUUUUCUCAGUAGAUAAAUCAUCAGGAAUCAUCAUUUUGGAACAUCCUCUGGACAGGGAACUUCAGCCUUCUUAUAAUGUCACUGUCAAAGCCUCCGACCAAGGCAUCGUGCAGACCCUCUCCUCAUUUGCCACAGUUACAAUUACGGUUCUGGACAUUAAUGACAACCCUCCUGUCUUUGAGAGAAGAGAUUAUCUUGUAACAGUGCCUGAGGACACCUCACCCAGUGCAGAAAUUAUCUCCGUUUUUGCCACUAGCAAAGACAUUGGGACCAAUGCUGAAAUCACCUACUUCAUCCGGUCUGGGAAUGAAAAAGGGAAAUUUAGGAUCAACUCAAAGACAGGGUCCAUAUCUGUAAUUGAACCUCUGGACUAUGAAACGUGUAAAGAUUUCUUCCUAGUCGUCGAAGCUAAAGAUGGGGGCAGCCCAGCACUAAGCGCUGUGACAACAGUGAAUAUAAAUGUGACAGACGUUAAUGAUAAUGCGCCAAGGUUUAGCCAGGAGGUCUACAGUAGCGUCAUCAGUGAGGAUGCAUCAGUGGGUGAUUCAUUGAUAACGUUGAUAGCUGAAGACGUAGACAGCCCUCCCAAUGGACAGAUUCAUUUUUCCAUAAUCAGUGGCGAUCGGAACAAUGAAUUUUCAAUUGAUCCUAGCUUGGGACUUAUAAAAGUUAAGAAAAGAUUGGACCGAGAACGGAUUUCGGGAUACUCAUUAGUCAUACAGGCAAGAGACAGCGGCAUUCCUCCUUUGUCAGCAUCUGUGACUGUCAACGUUGACAUUUCUGAUGUGAAUGAUAAUGGCCCGGUAUUUACACCUGCCAACUAUACUGCUGUGAUUCAAGAAAAUAAACCAGUAGGAACAAGCAUCCUGCAGCUGGUGGUGACAGACAAAGACUCUCUGCACAACGGCCCACCUUUCACCUUCUCCAUCUUGGCUGGCAAUGAAGACGAGGAGUUUAUACUGGACCAGCAAGGAAUCCUGCGCUCUGCCAUCAUUUUCAAGCAUAUGAUAGCAACGGAAUAUGUCCUGCUUGUGCAGGCAAAGGAUUCUGGGAAGCCGCAACAAGUAUCCCACACCUAUAUCCAAAUCCGGGUUAUUGAGGAGAGUAUCCACAAACCAACCGCCAUUCCCCUGGAGAUUUUUAUUGUCAUCAUGGAAGAUGAUUUUCCUGGAGGUGUAAUUGGAAAGAUCCAUGCAACAGACCAGGAUGUGUAUGACGUCCUCACGUAUGGCUUGAAAUCAGAGCAGAAAAGUUUGUUCAAGGUCAACAGUCACGAUGGCAAGAUCAUCGCCCUUGGGGGGCUGGAUAGUGGGAAGUACAUUUUGAACGUAUCUGUCAGUGAUGGGCGUUUCCAGGUGCCAAUGGAUGUGACCGUCCAUGUUGAGCAGCUAGUGCAGGAAAUGCUACAGAAUACCGUCACCAUCCGUUUUGAGAAUGUCUCCCCAGAGGAUUUCGUGGGACUGCACAUGCACGGAUUUAGGCGCACCCUGCGCAACGCUGUCCUCACCCAGAAGCAAGACAGCCUGCACAUCAUCAGCAUUCAACCUGUGGCGGGCACCAACCAGCUCGACAUGCUGUUCACGGUGCAGAUGCACACCGGUGGCUUCUACAAGCCAGCCUACUUGAUUCAGAAGCUCACCAAUGCAAGGCGGCAUUUGGAAAAUGUGAUUCGCAUCUCUGCCAUCCUAGAGAAGAAUUGCUCUGGCCUAGAUUGUCAGGAGCAGCACUGCGAGCAAAGCCUGUCUAUCGAUUCUCAUUCUCUGAUGACCUACAGCACGGCACGGAUUAGUUUCGUGUGUCCCCGGUUCUACCGAAACGUACGCUGCUCUUGCAAUGGUGCAUUGUGUCCAGGCUUGAGUGAUCCUUGCACAGAUAAACCAUGUCCAGGAGAUAUGCAGUGUGUGGGCUAUGAAAUCAACCGAAGGCCUUUUAUUUGCCAGUGUCCUCCUGGAAAGCUUGGAGAGUGCUCAGGACACACUUCCCUUAGCUUUGCUGGGAAUAGUUACAUCAAAUACCGGGUUUCUGAAAAUAGCAAGAAGGAGGAAUUCAAGCUGGCGCUGCGUCUGCGGACUCUGCAAAGCAAUGGGAUUAUAAUGUACACCAGAGCAAAUCCCUGUAUAAUUCUGAAGAUCGUAGAUGGCAAGCUGUGGUUCCAGUUGGACUGUGGAGCCGGGCCGGGCAUCCUGGGGAUUUCUGGCAGGGCCGUUAACGACGGGGGCUGGCAUUCCGUUUUCCUUGAGCUGAAUCGGAAUUUCACCAGCUUGUCUCUUGACGACAGCUACGUGGAGCGGCGCAAAGCCCCCCUCUACUUCCAGACCCUGAGCACCGACAGCUCCGUCUACUUUGGAGCCCAGGUGCAGGUGGAUAACGUCCGGAGCUUGACGGACAAGAGGACUACCCACGUCUUAAGCGGCUUUCAGGGAUGCUUGGAUUCCGUCGUCCUGAACAACAACGAGCUGCCACUCCAAAACAAGCGCAGUAGUUUUGCGGAGGUGGUCGGUCUGACUGAACUGAAGCUCGGCUGUGUCUUGUAUCCAGAUGCUUGCAAGAGGAACCCCUGCCAGAACGGAGGGACCUGUACCAGCGUGCCAUCUGGUGGUUAUCAGUGCAGUUGCCUCUCGCAGUUUACUGGGCGAAACUGUGAGUCAGAGAUCACGGCCUGCUUUCCAAACCCAUGUCGCAAUGGAGGAUCAUGUGACCCUAUAGGCAGCGCCUUCAUCUGCAGCUGCAGGAGUGGGUUAACAGGCGUGACGUGUGAGGAAGAUAUUAAUGAGUGUGAAAGGGAAGAAUGUGAAAAUGGCGGCUCAUGUGUCAACGUUUUCGGCUCGUUUUUGUGCAACUGCACUCCUGGAUAUGUGGGUCAGCACUGUGGAUUGCGACCAGUGGUUGUCCCUAACAUUCAAGCCGGCCAUUCUUACGUGGGCAAAGAAGAGCUCAUUGGAAUCGCGAUCGUCCUUUUUGUCAUCUUCAUGUUAAUUGUCCUCUUCAUAGUGUUCCGUAAGAAAGUCUUCAGGAAGAAUUAUUCCCGGAACAACAUCACUUUGGUCCAAGACCCAGCAACUGCUGCUCUCCUUCACAAAAGCAAUGGGAUUCAGUUCAAGAAUAUGAGGAACAGUGGGGAUAGCCGCAACAUUUAUCAAGAGGUGGGGCCACCUCAAGUGCCCGUAAGGCCAAUGGCCUAUACACCUUGUUUCCAGAGUGAUUCUAGGAACAAUUUAGAUAAGAUAGUGGAUGGACUCGGAGUGGAGCAUCAGGAGAUGACAACAUUCCAUCCAGAGUCUCCCCGGAUCCUCACUGCAAGGCGGGGUGUCGUAGUGUGCAGUGUAGCUCCCAACCUACCAGCUGUUUCUCCAUGCCGCUCGGACUGUGACUCCAUCAGGAAGACCUGGGAAAAUGGCACUGAAAGCAAAGGAGUCGAUGACAUUGAAGAGGUGACCUGUUUUUCAGGAAGCAAUAAAGGCAGCAACUCUGAAGUACAGUCUCUCAGCUCUUUCCAGUCAGACUCCGGCGAUGAUAAUGCUUCCAUAGUGACUGUCAUACAGCUUGUCAACAAUGUAGUUGACAAUAUAGAAAAUGAAGUGUCUGGUAUGGAUCAAGGACAGAACUACAACAGAGCGUAUCACUGGGACACCUCAGACUGGAUGCCAAGCGCUAGGCUGUCCGACAUUGAAGAGGUGCCUAAUUAUGAGACGGCGGACGGCAGCUCAGCGCAUCACGGGAGCACAAGAGAGCUGGAAACGGAUUACUAUCUUGGCGGCUAUGAUAUUGACAGUGACUAUCCUCCACCACAUGAGGAGGAGUUUUUAAACCAGGACCAGCUUCCACCUCCCCUUCCAGAAGACUAUCCUGACCAAUAUGAAGCCCUCCCUCCAUCCCAGCCCGUCUCCAUGACCGGAACUCUUAGCCCAGAUUGUCGGCGACGCCCACAGUUCCACCCGAGCCAAUACCUCCCUCCGCACCAGUUUCCCAAUGACGUGGACAAUGGUGGAUCUCAGACUGCUAAUGAAUUUAGUACUUUUGGUGUUGGACCAGGGCCAAACAGAGAAAACAUUGGUAGUGGAGCCAAGAAGACCUUGACCUUACACCAUUCCCUGGAUGCCUCCUCAUCUGACGUUUCGGCAGGUUGUGGCUUUGAUGACUCUGAGGUCACCAUGAGUGACUAUGAAAGCAUUGAGGAGCUCCAUCUAGACCACCAUCAUAUUUGCAUUCCUUUCAUGGAGACGCAUCACCAGACUCAAGUGUGAAGAAGCUGUUUUUGUUGAUGUCGUUCUUGCUGUUGUUUGGUCUCAUUCAUAGCAUAACUAUUACAAUGGAUCUUUUUUGUUUUCCACUAAGAAUAUUGGACCUAUAUAUGGGGCAUGGUGGAUUACUAGCAUAACCCAUUUUUCUCCCCGACACAAAAUCCCUGAUGUAUGUGCACAUUACACAGAGGGAAAAGAAGGUUAUCUCAGAAAAUUGGAACCAAAGUUGGCACAUCCAGCUUGUGGCCAGUAGAAAGCAGAGAAAUUGUUUGGUGACAGGUUUCCUUUACUUUGCUUUAUGGAUUGUCCUACUACUAAAAGUGUUGCAAGAUUAAACUCAGUGUUAAGAACAGGCCAAAAAAAAAACCCACCACAAAAACAUCUCAAAUUCUUCUUAGCGUUGCUGCGUAGUUUGAAUAUUGUCCCGUGAAUAAAUGAAGGUAAAAUUAGCUGGUAAGGCUGCAAUUGUAUAAAUUGGCUCUUACAAAAUCAAAAUCAGUCUUUUUAGUCCACAAGAAGUUCUUCUUCUGUAUUAUUCCAUUCAAUGCAGGAUGAUCAAACUCUGGGGAUCCUUCCAGAGCUGAUUUUCCUACUCCCAGGACUUGUGGGAAAGCUAGACUGUCCAAGUAAACUGGAAGAUCACUUCCAUUUCAAAACAACAACAAAAAAGGUUUUCUUAAUAGAAGGUAAGGUGAUCAUGGCUUGUGCUUAAACAAGGACUAUACCUCCCAGUGAUAUAAUUUUGCCAUGUCUGGAGGAAAACCCCAAAGAUUUUGGGGUAGGUUUUUAAUUUUCUUUGGGGUGCUCCAGAGGGCACAGAAAUGCUUUCACAGGCUUCGCGAGUCCCAUCUCUGCUGUAAUGUAUAAUUACAUGUGGCUGCAUUUCAGAUGUACGGCUACCUGGCCAUUGUGUACAACAGCCGAACAACAUGUGUUGCCAAAUAAUCUCCGACUCUAAACCAUACUGAAACUGCAGGUGAGCAGUCUGUCGUUGUUCUGCUCUCAUCUAUUGCAUAUCACGAUGAGCCUUGCACGCAACCAAUCUAUGAGGAUCACAUGAAAGUAAGUCAGCCUCAGAGAACGAUAUGAAAUGUAAUCAUUUAUUACACGGAUUAUCAAGCACGCAUCACUGGGGGUAGGAUGACCCAAUGCAGGAGAACUAUAGGCUCCUUUACUUCUAGUAUACAAGGGGAGGGGAGGGAAAUCUUGGGAGUGCAUCCUGCAGCCGCAGCAGAGUUGGAAAAGUUAUUUCCAGGUACUAUACUUGGAGAAGGGGUUAGGAUCCAAAGUGUAGCUUUGCAAAUUAACAUUCUAUGAAACAUUUUGUAUGCACCUGUGGAGAAGCUGGCCCCAGAAGUGGUCUGUGCAAAAUCAGAAUGAUCAUUUAUGUAUUUUUCUUUUUGUAAGACUCGUGCACACAGAUGUACCGUAUAUACCAGGCUCCUUUGAUUCAGUCAUAUUCUUUGUCUCUCUGCAGGUGCCUUUUAAAAACAUUGUGCAGAUGCUUGCUCUCUUUCAUUCUUUCAAGCACACUUCCUUUAGCGUUGCCAAAAAAAA
Messenger RNA from Pogona vitticeps (central bearded dragon), 11132 nucleotides. The record is from RefSeq and is a predicted model, not a curated record. NCBI's taxonomy places the organism in Eukaryota, Metazoa, Chordata, Lepidosauria, Squamata, Agamidae.